GGCGACUUUGGUGGAUUUCCCGUCAUAGUUUCUUGCUCCUCGUCACACUUACCCAAGUCCAAAAUCUCACCAGGCAGCCUCAGAGAGUCGUCUAACUCCCCCGUUGAUCAACCCAAAUCCCUCAGCUCCGUCCCAGGCUCCUGUAGAGAACAGGUGAAUAUGAAGGGACAGAGCUUUAUGGACGAUUUGUCUUCCCGUCUCACGAACGGAUACGCUAAAGGAGAUCGCAGGUUUGGACCUUGUGAUGCUUUUCAAGUAGAGAGCUUCUCUUCCAAGGAGGACGAUGGCUUUGCUGAUUUCUCGGUGUUUGCAGAGCAGGCGGCUCACCCCUGGUGCUGCGGCUUCUCUCCGUUAGCUACCACAGAACAGAGGGCCCCCCAGGUAGAAGGGACCGACCCUGGGGAACGAGUGUGCGAUGUUAUCAUGGACUCCGAGCCCAGAUCUUACGAUAACGUUUGCACCAACAUCAAUCACUGUGAGAGAAGAUGUGCAGCUGUUGUGAAACCAUCUCAGGACCAACGUCAACCUCAGGAAGCCGCAGCAGGUCUGGAAUGUGAGGAGCCGGAGGAUGUAGAGGAACAAAGAGAGCGCUGCGGAGACUUUAGGUGUGACAAAUCUUUGACCAACUCCGAGGUUGAGGAGAAUGAAGACGCGGAGAAGAAAACAGGAACAAGCGUGUAUGACUCUGCUUCAGAGGACCUGGCGUCUCUCUGCGACGACUUCUCCUUCGAUGGCGUCUCUGCAGACAUGGAACCCAAUGUUUCGUCUCUGGCUUCACACGACGAUCAGACCGACUGGGACCAGACGGACGAUGAGGGCGACGAGCUGGGACACUGUGGAAAUCCCUACUCUUUGGAUAACACUAGCAUGGCAAACCUCUGCCAAAGUGAGGAAGAGAAAGGUUUUCACUGCGGGGACCAGUCAGUGACUCAGGAACAUGCUGCUACCUCCACCUCGUCAUGUGAACGGGAUAGUUCUGCUGACGACGACGACAAAGUAUCUGAAGCACACAGUGAUCCUGAAUGUGAGCCCAGUGUCGGGGGUCUACCACCGAGUGACAGCUUUGCUGAUUUCUGCUCAGCGCCUACAGAGGGCGAUGGAGACACUUCUUGGGCAGAGUUCCCCGGUCAGAGAACUAGGGAGGAGGAACAGCCUUGGACAGACGGAGGAGACAGAAGCGUACAGACAGACGGGGACUCUGAAGGACGUCAAGACGGCAUCGAAGAGUGUGGAGUUUUAAGGAGAAACAGUUGUCAGACUUCAUUUUCCUGCCGAGUUCAUCAACUGCUCUGGUCCAGUUUCCCUGACAUAGGGGUCGCAGCUGUGGAGGAGGACGUGGAGACGCUGACCCUCGGGGCUCUGCUCUUCACCCAGAUGCCUGAUCUGAGGCUGCAGAGCGGCCUCUGGUGGCCCAACCAAGAUGUCACCGGUGCUUUGGGCCUUCAGUUCCAGUGGCCUGGUUCCCAUACAAACACGACUCUGCUCAGGUGCCUCAGUGUCAACAAAAGAGACAAGGGAAUACGUGAACCCACCAAAGAUUCUGUGCCAGGAAAUCGAUCAGACACAGAUGGUCUUCCAGGUCCUGGUACCAAACCACAACCCUCAGUGAAACAACUUCAGGAGACGCUCUCCUCCAAACAGCCGGAGAGGAGCAGCCGCGGCCUUACCAGCGCUCAGGACGACUGCCCUGCUGUCAACUUGGAUUAUUUUGGUUGUGAUGAUGGAGAGGACAAGAGACCCAGCAGCAGCAACAGCCCCCCACCAGGAGUUGACCGUGAGCUGUACGAACUGACCAUGAACAAACUGGAAACCAAGGCUAACAGCUGCCACCUAGAGGACACUCUGAACCGCCUGAUGUCUGCUGCAGAGAAAACCAGCGUCUCAGUCAGAACACCAAAGCAAGAAGAAAAGCUGAGUUCAGAGGCCAGAACGAUGAUUGCUAAACUCCCCAACUUGUCCUUCAUGAGGGCCUCGGUCCUUAUGUUCCCAAGCAUCCUUGUCCCUAAAGAGUCUUCAGUUUUAGAGUAAUUCCUCUUCAACACACAGACAUUUGGUUCAAACUACUCCACCUGUUGGCCACUUGUAGGUAUAAACCAGUAUAACAAACGGACAUGAGAUCAUUUUAAAUCGAGAGCAGUCAGCGAAUUUACUUGGAAUUAAAGUUAGCACAGCUUUAAAAAAAAAAGGUCUUAAGUCUCCUACGUAGAGCUGGAAUUUCCCAACGUUUU
Messenger RNA from Cynoglossus semilaevis (tongue sole), 2228 nucleotides. Its product is annotated as aftiphilin-like. The transcript is spliced from 8 exons. Gene Ontology annotation, molecular function: clathrin binding. Gene Ontology annotation, cellular component: AP-1 adaptor complex; trans-Golgi network membrane. The record is from RefSeq and is a predicted model, not a curated record. The coding region runs from base 160 to 2028 and encodes 622 amino acids. Gene Ontology annotation, biological process: intracellular transport. NCBI's taxonomy places the organism in Eukaryota, Metazoa, Chordata, Actinopteri, Pleuronectiformes, Cynoglossidae.